UGUUUAGCCUCAACUCUUUAAACCAUAUAGGAUUUCUCUCGGUUAUGUUUUACUGUUGUGAAGGACAGGUUCCUGUUACAAAACUGAAGGUCAAACACUUCAUCACUUCUGGUAGCUGACAUCAUCACACUGUCUCCCUGACCUCUUCCUUCUGAGUCACCCUCUCCUCCCCCUCUACUUUCAAUUCCUCCUUCUUCCCCACACUGCCAGGGCAAGCAUGUUCCCCAUUUCUCUUUUCUCCACACGAGGUCUUUUGGGUACUCAUCCUGCCCUUUGCACCCAGGGGGCUCUCUGUUCCUCCCAUGACAUACCCUGUCUGCAGCAGCCCUGCACUACAUCACCACCUCUGUAAACCAGAGCUCUGUCAUGGCAUGCUUCUUGUUGCUAAAGGCUAUGAAGCACACAGGAGUCUUUGCACCAGUACAUGGGAAAAGCGUCAUGGAGGUCUCCAUAUUCUUCCUUUAUGCUAUGAUACUUCUCCCAGGUACUGCUGGCAGCGUGCAUGAGGUGAAGUCAUUUCUCAAUCACACUGCAUACCUAUCCUGCUAUUUUCCAAACUCUCAGAACACUGACGUAAAGGAUUUAAUAGUUUUUUGGCAAAAAGGCCUUGAAGUGGUGCAUGAAGUAUACUACGGGCAAGAAAAACAUGAUAAUGUUAGUCCUGAAUAUAAAAAUCGCACCAAGAUGGAUAUGGACAAAUGGACCUUGCAACUGUUAAAUGCAGGAAUUGUGGAUGAGGGACAGUAUGCGUGUAUUAUACAGCAGAGAGUUAAAGGAAUUCCAAGGAUCAUACAUCAGUCUGAGUGCUUACUGCACAUCAUUGCCAACUAUAGUCAACCUGAGAUAGCAUGGCUGCACAAAGGGGAACUAAAGCCCAAUGAAUACUUGAAGCUUUGCUGUUCUUCCAGUGGAGGUUAUCCAGAGCCCAAGCAAAUGACUUGGCUAAUUUCACAUGAAAACAGAACACGCAGGCUUAUGAAUCACAUGGAUAUCUCACAGGAUACUGUAACAAAACUGUACAAUGUUGCUACCAAGCUGAAUACCACAGUUCCUACAAACACCCUUACUAAUAUCAGCUGCUUGCUUCACCUUGGAGAGGAGCUGGGGAGCCUUGUCUCAGUGCCACUAGGCAUAGAGAUAAUUCAGGGGGAAGAAAUAGCGCAAGUGAAGAUACAUUUCUUUGGCCCACUUAUAGCUGUGAUUGUACUGAUCACAAUUCUUCUGGGUUUUGUGAUCUUGAAGAACAGAAAUAUCUCAUCCAGCAGCCAGAGUGUCAGUCUAGCAGUCUAGAAGCAAUCCAGCUUGAAACUGCAGCCAUCAGCUAGACUGCUGACUGGGAACCAUCUCUGCACAUAGCAAGGCCUGAGGUCCUGUGUUCUUAGAUGGUGUGCCAGAAAAAAAUCCUUCACAGAUAUCCUACAGAACAACAUGCAACAUUUUUGCCUGAUGGUUGAAAUACACUGUCCAGUGUUCUCUGCUUUUGUUUUUGUUCCAGAAUGGUAGUAAAUAUGAUGCUCUGCCAGUCUGCAUGACUACCUUUGUGCUGUAUCUUCCAUUACAUACCGUGACAUUGUAAAACCCUGAGAGUCAAUGAAGAAAGCAGAGCUGUGUGGGUUUCAGAAGGUUCAGAAACAGAAAGUGUCAGACCACAAUCUGUGAAUCACAACCAUCACUGGAAACAUGAUCAGAGGCAGGUUAUUAAUUAUGAGCCAUAAACGCUUUUGGCAGAGGCAGUGUGAUGUGACUUUGUACCACAAACUUUCUUGUAAAGCUCCACAGCAGCAAGAGGAAAUUCAAGGCACUUCCCCACCCUCUGAGACAAGUUAUGCAAUUCCUAUCAGGCAUUUGAAACUAGAAAUCACCUGAAGGAAAGACUUGCUUUAAAUAUAAUUGCUAGUUAUCUUUUUUUUACUACCUUCCAAGCUUAAUAUGCCCAGACAGUUAGUUCCUGGACUUCCAGGAAUUCUGACUGGAUUCUAUACUAGUUCAAGUGGAUGCAGGGAUAGAAAAUGAAAGCAUGAGGUAUCACUCAUGUGUAGAAAUCUAAAUAUAGAAAAUUAAGCUAAUCAUAUAAUGAAAAAAUGUAAGUAGGUCGUCUUCCAAUUUGUUUGACUGUGUUCUCCUAUUCUGAAGCUUGCUUCAACACCUGAGGAUAGAGCAAUCCAUACACUAUGGUAUGCCCAGCUGUCGGAAGUAGUUUUAACUUUCAGAAGAGUCUCCAUUUCACUCAAAAUGUGCCAGUUCUCCAAUCUUGAAUGAUCUCUGCACUUUACAUUCUUCAACAGCAUUGACAUCUGCCAGGAGGAAGAAUGCAGCAGAACUGAGACAGAAUUCUGCGGAGGUCUUCAUUAUGUUUGUAGGUCCUGACAUUUUCAGC
This is a messenger RNA of Strigops habroptila (Kakapo), 2377 nucleotides long. Its product is annotated as T-lymphocyte activation antigen CD86-like. Lineage: Eukaryota; Metazoa; Chordata; Aves; Psittaciformes; Psittacidae. Bases 367 to 1290 code for a protein of 307 amino acids. Gene Ontology annotation, cellular component: external side of plasma membrane. The record is from RefSeq and is a predicted model, not a curated record. The transcript is spliced from 6 exons. Gene Ontology annotation, biological process: cellular response to lipopolysaccharide; positive regulation of T cell proliferation; T cell costimulation.